Molecule: messenger RNA, 1725 nt
Organism: Peniophora sp. CBMAI 1063
Lineage: Eukaryota; Fungi; Basidiomycota; Agaricomycetes; Russulales; Peniophoraceae
Source: the annotation of a GenBank genome assembly
AUGGUGUCUGUGGAAGAUUGGUUCAGGCGCGAAUUCCUCCAACCGAGGCGUGCUAUCUUCAACUUCCUCUUCUAUGGCACCCAUCUCAUGUGGUUCGCUCUGGGUUGGUACCUGCAAGAGACGAACCAGCACCUCGCUGCCUUGAACGGACUGACUUAUUCCGUGUGGACGUCUCGUGGUGCCGGUCUUUGCCUGGCCUACGAUGGUGGUCUGAUCCUCCUGCCCAUGCUCCGCAACAUCAUCCGCAUCAUUCGUCCCCGUGUGACAGCGCUCUUCCCGGCAGAUGAGAACAUCUGGUUCCAUCGCCAGGUCGCAUACUCCAUGGCGUUCUGGGCGACCGUCCACACCACGGCCCACUACGUCAACUUCAUCAAUGUCGAGCGCACUCAGGUCCGUGAGGAGCUCGCCCUCGAUAUCCACUACACACAGCCCGGCGGUAUCACCGGUCACUUCAUGCUCUUCAUCAUGCUUUGCAUGUACACGACCGCCUACCACAAGGUCCGCCACCAGUGCUUCGAGGCCUUCUGGUACACGCACCACCUUGCGUUCUUCUUCUUCGUCGGCCUUUACACGCACGCUACCGGAUGCUUCGUUCGUGACUCGGUCAACCCCGACUACACCGCCAGCUUCCCGUACUACUCGACCGAGCACUGCCUUGGAUACGAGUCGUGGCGUUUCAUCAUCUGGCCCGGUGUCAUCUACUUCGGCGAGCGUGUCUUCCGCGAGUACCGUGCCCGCCGCCCGACGCGUCUGUCCAAGCUUCUCGUCCACCCCAGCGGUGCCAUGGAACUGCGCAUUGUCAAGCCCAGCUUCAAGUACGUUGCUGGGCAGUGGCUCUUCAUCCAGGUGCCCGAGGUUUCGCAGCUCCAGUGGCACCCCUUUACCAUCACGUCUGCGCCCGAGGACCCUUACGUUUCGGUGCACAUUCGUCAGGUUGGUGACUGGACGCAGGCCCUCGGCGAGCGUGUCGGCGCCGGCCCGUCCGUCGUCGCAGCGCUUACCAAGGCCGCGAUGAAGGGCGAGGUCAAGGACGACGAGAAGAACGGCGACAUCAAGGACGAGACGGACCCUGCCUCGGCUGCACCCACCCGUGGUGACUUCGUCGAGCUCGACCCCGCCACGACCAACCGCACGAUGCCCAUGGUCCGCAUCGACGGCCCCUACGGUGCUCCGGCGGAGGAUGUGUUCAACGCCGAGGUCGCUGUGCUCGUCGGUGCCGGUAUCGGUGUCACUCCCUUCGCCUCGAUUCUCAAGCACAUCUGGUACCGCCAGCGCAGUGGGAACCUGGGCAACCUCCGCCGUGUCGAGUUCUUCUGGAUCUGCCGUGACGCUCCGUCGUUCGGUUGGUUCCAGAGCUUGCUGCAGGAGGUCGAGGCGGCGCAGACGGACCCGAACUUCUUGCGCAUCAACAUCUACUUGACGCAGAAGAUCGACGAGGACAUGAUGUGGAACAUCGCUGUCAACGACGCUGGUGCGGCUUACGACCCGCUUACGCUCCUCCGCACCCGCACGCUCUUUGGUCGCCCCGACUUCAAGAACAUCUACAGCCGCCUCCGCAUGAGCAUUGAGGCCGGCCAGUACCUCCCUGGUGCUGGCUCCGGCGUGAAGACGACCGUCGGCACGUACUUCUGCGGGCCGACGCCCAUCGCGCGCGUGCUCAAGGAGGUGUGCAAGGAGAACAACAACGAUAAUGUCAACUUCACGUUCGCAAAGGAGCACUUCUAA